Molecule: messenger RNA, 1791 nt
Organism: Oryzias melastigma (Indian medaka)
Lineage: Eukaryota; Metazoa; Chordata; Actinopteri; Beloniformes; Adrianichthyidae
Gene: il15ra
Product: interleukin 15 receptor subunit alpha
Exons: 8
Coding region: 71-823 (250 amino acids)
Biological process (GO): interleukin-15-mediated signaling pathway
Cellular component (GO): plasma membrane
Molecular function (GO): interleukin-15 receptor activity
Source: RefSeq, a predicted model, not a curated record
UUUGGACGAUGUUCUCAGUCAGCGUCUGCAGUUGGAGCGAGCACGGCUGUGGUUCCCCCGCAGAGGUCAGAUGGACCUGAAGGGGUUCUGCGUGUGGAUGGGUUCUCUGCUCCUGAGCGCCUCACUCAUCAGGGGAGAGAGCUGUCCCUGUCCAGAAAUCCCCCCAAAGGAGGGAACCAAACCUCCACAGCAGGGCUGCUACAAAAACGGAAACAGGAUUCGCUACAACUGCACUGACGGUUAUUUGAGGAAAGCAGGAACAUCAGACCUCAUCAAAUGUCAACUAGUUGGAGAUUCCCUUCAGUGGACCUCCCCGUCUCUUCAAUGCAUACCUGAUCCCAGAAACCCCAAACCACCAACAACUACCCCAGUAAGAAUGACCACCAGUAUCCAGGCGGGCCGGACUGUCAGCGGGCCAGCUUCCUCUGUGGGGACCUCGACCACAACGACCAGGACUACAGCCGUCUUACAAAGUACAUGGCGGAGCAAUUUAACCAGCACCGAAGAAGAAGACCUGCUGACCAACAGCACCAGCAGUUCAGAGGAGCCGUGGCAGAACGCGACAUUGAGCACAGUGAGCCCCCACAAGAAGAACUCCACCACGUCGCCGAGCGGUGCCAGGAACGUCACCUCCUCACGUUCAUCUUCCCGGGCAGAUUCCAAAGCGAUAAACAUCACCGUGUCGGUGGCAGCCAUAGUCCUGACCCUCUCUCUGAUGGGCCUCAGCGUCCUGCUCCAUUCAAGGAGGUCCAGAAGGAACCGUGAGCUGGAGAAGCUGAACGUGGACCCAGUCGAGCACCUGGAGCUCAUGCCUAACCACUGACUCUGCAGCAUUCCUCUGUCUUCUGUUCUGAGGAACUUGGAUUCCUCUGGCAGCUCCAUCAUGAAGGUUCUAUGAAACGCUCGAUCCAUGAAGCCAACCCAUUCCACCAGAGAAGAACGAGAUCGACUGACCGAUUCUCAAUCUGGAUGCUGGGAUUGCAGAGUUUUCCGUGGUUCAUUCAAACAAGCAGCUUUUACUGGACAUCAAUGUGGUAUAACCAGGUUUCCCUUCGUUGAAGUGGAAUCUGUGUGUGUCCGUGUGUGUGAUGACUGCGAGGAGCCGUCAGGAUUUAUGAACUUGGCAGGAAAAGCACAUUCCUCUAGACGCUGGUUUGGACUCAUCGGUCACUCUGUGCUGAGAGCCGACUGGUUAACCGAAGCUGUUUGUGUCUGCUUGUCAUGUUGUGGUCGAUCCUGAGACAAAUUGAACACAAACACACAGACUUCUUUAACUUACAUUAUUCACUCAUUUAUCCUGUAAAACAUUUUUAUAUUGAUGUUUUUGAGCGUGUUAUAGAAGAAGCUUUGCAUGGUUUCUUUUGGAAAAUGUUUUCGGUAAAGCCGACUCUUGUGACAAACAUCUACGAUGCCUCCCUGUAACUGCCACUGCUUGACCAGUACGGGGGUCAGUCCUGGAUGGGUGCUGCAGGUUUUGGGUUGUCCGGUCCGAGACGGUCGUAGAAAAGAGCAGCUGCAUCUCAACAGGAGCGCCGGUGAGUCUUUGGCUCGUACGACCACCUUCAAGAACGGCGUGAAGAUAGAGCGUACCAUGUGUCGAGGGUGGGAAGUGUAUGGUGAAGUACACCGACCGCUAACUCUUCUGUGGUACACAACAGUCAAAAAUCUGUCUUGAUACAACUGUGGUUAACUGCAGACCUGCACUAUUGAUGGAUUCUUGGAGCAUUAUGGGUACUGUAGUUUGGUUCCUCCUGGGGGGAAUAUGAAUAAAUGAAGUCUGAUUUAUCAACA